Molecule: messenger RNA, 2634 nt
Organism: Closterium sp. NIES-65
Lineage: Eukaryota; Viridiplantae; Streptophyta; Zygnematophyceae; Desmidiales; Closteriaceae
Source: the annotation of a GenBank genome assembly
AUGGCAGGAGACGAAGCAGCAGCCUUCUCUCAGCCAGCAUGGCGCUAUGCCGGAUCCCCGGGAGGGAAAGGAGGAAGUGGUACUGGCGCUGUGGCGGCUCAAAAGGCAGGUUACCUGUUUGGGUGGGCAGGGGGGGACCUGAGCUACCGCAUGGGGUGGGGAGAGGAGGACAGGGCCGCUUGGCCUGUGGUGGAAGCAGGCAGGCGAGCAGCAGACGCUGCUGCUAUGGGAGAGAAGAUGGGAGCAGUGGAAGCAGAGAAGGGUGCUGCUGAUCCGUUUCCCCCAGGCUCACACAGAGCAGGGGGGGUUCUGGGGCGCAAGGGGGUGAAAGCCGUGGCAGCAUCGGGGCACACGCUAGCAGUGACAGUAGACGGAGCACUCUACUCAUUCGGCCGAAACUGGGACAGUAGGCGGCGGAAAGCGGGGCAGCUGGGGCGGAAGGGGCCGUUUGGGAGGCCUGGGAGGGUGGCGGGAGUGGCGGGGAGAGUGAGGGCGGUCGCUGCUGGGAAGUUUCAUUCGGUGGCAGUGACUGAAGAGGGGGUGGUGUACACGUGGGGGUGUAAUGGGAGGGGCCAGCUGGGGAGACAGACGAGGAGCAUGGGCGACAGGCACAAGGCGGCGCCAGUGAGGGGGCCACUGGAAAACGUGGUGGUGGUGGCGGCAGCAGCAGGGCCGCACUACUCCCUCGCCCUCUUGCCCUCUCUUCCAGUGGGCGACAGGCAUGAGGCGGCACCAGUGAGGGGGGCACUAGAAAACGUGGUGGUGGUGGCGGCAGCAGCAGGGCCGCACUACUCCCUCGCGCUCUCUGCCGGGGGGCAAGUCUUCACCUGGGGCCUCAACCUCUUCUCGCUCCCUGCUCCCUGGACCCACCACCAUGACCUCUGCCAUACUCCUACUGCUGCUUCUUCUUCUGCUGCUGCUGCUGCUGCUGCUGUUGUUGCCGCUGGCAGCGCCGGCAGCAGCACCAGCACCAGCGGUGGAUUAGAGAAGGAACUAGCAGCAGCACUGGCACUGGCAGCAGAACCAAGGAGGGUGGGAGGGGCGUUGGAGGGGGAGAGUGUGGUGGAGAUAGCAGCAGGGGAGGAGCACUGGCUGGCGCUCACAGAUAAAGGCCUUGUGUACGCAUGCAGCACCGGUUUCAAUGCAAGUGGCAUUCGAGUCAAUCCGGCCAUCCACGCGCCUCUUCUAGCCCACUCCUCCCACUCCCGCUUUGCCCUCCCCCACCGCAUCACCUCCGGUCCCUUGUCUUCCGAGCGUGCAUCAACCAUCGGAGCAGCAGCAGGCGCAUCUUUUGCUGUCAUGGCAUCCUCGCAGCAGCUUCUGUCGUGGGGCUAUGGUGGGGGGAAACGAGGACUAGCAGCAGCAGCAGCAGCAGCAGGAGGAGGAGCGGCAGCAGCAGCAGGAUCUGUGUUACUGGGGCGAACAGGGGGAGCAGCGGAAGAGCCGAGUGAGGUGAUGGGAGAGGAGGAGGAGGGGGACGGGGGAUUGCGGUUGGGUGGGGUGGUGCAGGUGGUGGGGGGUGCGUCGUUUGUGCUCGCCCGGACCAGCACUGGACAGGUCUUUUCGUGGGGUCACAACAACUACCAUCAGCUUGGCCGCCCAACGUCAAACUCCGCCGACCCGCUUCCCGGCCUCGUGGGCGGCCUGGCUUGUCUGCACGUGGACACUGUAGCAGCAGGGUCGCACCACGGGCUUGUUUUCGGGCGGGCGGAGCGCGGCAAGGAGUUGGAAGUGGUUGAGAUGGAACAAGUGGUUAAGGAAGAGUGGGAGCGGGUACAUAGUGGGGAAGACAAGACAGGAGGAGGAGGCGGAGCAGGAAGAGCAGGGGGAGAAGGUGCAGCAGGGGCAGGUUGGGGGGAGAGAGGAGGAGGAGGAGGAGGAGCAGGAGAAGGAGGAAAAGGGGCGGUGUUUCCAGUGAUAUACAACGAGCACCACAGGGGCGAGAUCAUGCAGGUGGCAGGGGAGUGGUUCGCCCAGCUGCCGCAGUCAGGGUUCGACCCGGCCUUUCGCAACCCCUGCUGGAAGGACGGGUCCGGGUUUCACUGCCUGCCCUAUUUCCUCGUUAUCGGGGCUAUGAGGAGUGGCGCUCGGGACUUCUUUCAUCGCUUGACCAUGGUGCAUCCGACUGCUGUGCUGCCUGCUUCUAUGACCAAUCUUGAAUGGUGGGACAUGAGGGAGUAUGAUCCCUUCGAUUGGUACACUGAGAAAUUCAGCCAAGCAGCAGCGCACAUAGCCACGCAUCCAGCCGCCAUCGCAGGGGAGGUGACCCCCUCGCUGCUCACCCACUCGGGCAUCUUGGCUCGAGGGCCACAUGCGCGCAGCUUCCUGCUGCCAGAGCUGGUCUUCUCACUGCUCCCCCAUGCGCGCUUCAUCGUGCUCCUCCGCAACCCCAUCCACCGGUGGUUCUCUUCCUUCCUGUCGGCGAAGCAACAUGAUGACUCUCACAUCGCUUUCAACAGCAACGACAACAGCAGCAGUGCAGCUGACGCUUUUGCGAGACACGUAGAUGUGGUGUUACCCGCAAUUAAAGGGUGUAUGGUGGACCAUUCCCCUGUCUACUGCUCCCGCCUGCUCUUCCACUCCUUUCCGCAUGUGUGCCGCAGCAUGUAUGCCUAUUUCCUAUCGGUAAGUUGA